GUCCCCUGUGGAAUGCUGAACUUAGUACUUGUUAUCGAGACUUUUAUGAGAUCACAGGUUACACAUUUACUACACAGCAAAUACCUUGUUGCAGGAUCAAAAAUUAUGGUAUAGCACAGACAGCUCAAAGAGCACAGGGCUGUUGCUGUUGCUUCAGAGCUGCCCGGAGUUUUCUUGCAGUGCAGCUCUGCCACAUUUCUGCAGGAAUGGCCCUGCUGCUUCCUUCUCAUCCACAAGUCUCAGUGUCACUGCUUCUGUUGCUGCCCGUACUCAGCUUGGCUUCUAGGCAGUUUCACCCUGAGGGAGGCUAUUAGAAGAACAGAGCCACAUGGAUCUAUUCCUGCUUCCUUCUAGAGUCACACACCACUAUUCCACCAAAAUGAACAGGUACAGUAUAGCAGGUGGGAGCAGUGGCACCACCCACCCAUGGACUUGGUUGAACUCCAGUGCUGGCUAUCAAGCCUUUAAUCAAACCAAUGAUUAAACAUUUACCACACAGCAAUUACAUUAUAGAAGGAUCACAAUCUACGGCAUAGAGCAGACAGCUCAAAGAGCACAGGGCUGUUGCUGUUGCUUCAGAGCUGCCUGGAGUUUUCUUGCAGUGCAGCUCUGCCACAUUUCUGCAGGAAUGGCCCUGCUGCUUCCUUCUCAUCCACAAGUCUCAGUGUCGCUGCUUCUGCUGCUGUCCGUGCUCAGCUUGGCUGCAGGUGGGAAGCUGCUGGUGGUGUUUGUGGAUGGCAGUCCCUGGUUCAGUGCGCUGGAAAUGUUUGAAGUCCUGAAGCAGAAAGGACAUGAAAUAGUCGUCGUUGCCUCUGACAGCACUUUAAACAUAAAGCCAUCGGAGAAUUUUAUCCUGAAAACCUAUCGUGUUGACUUCCCACAAGAUGGGAUGGAUAGCAGUUUUGACAUAUUUUUAAAGGAUCUAUUUGAAGAAGGAUCAUUUCUGGAAAGAUUUUUAAAAGUACGAGAAAAUAUUAGAAAAGUCUCUGAGUCAACCAUCAUAUCCUGUGAACAGUUACUGCACAAUGCAGAACUUAUCAGAUAUCUCGAGGAGAGUAACUUUGAUGCUCUCUUAACGGACCCCGUACUGCCCUGUGGAGCAAUACUGGCCGAGCACCUUUCCAUCCCUUCUGUGUAUUUCAUGAUGUUAAUACCAUGUGGAUUAGAUUUUGAGGCCACCCAGUGUCCCAGUCCCCCUUCAUAUGUUCCCAGGGCAUUUUCAGACCAUACAGAUCACAUGAACUUCCUCCAGCGUGUGAAGAAUGUCAUCUUUGACACCUCCAAUCUCUUUCUUUGUGACUUCAUUUUUAAACCAUUUGAAAAACUGGCUUCUGAGUUCCUUCAGCGAGAUGUGACUGUACGUGAUCUCUUAGGCAAGGCUUCCGUAUGGCUUCUGAGGUUUGACUUUGUGCUAGAAUAUCCAAGACCAUUGAUGCCCAACAUGAUUGCAAUUGGAGGAGUAAACUGUGCUCACAAGCAGCUCUCUCAG
Molecule: messenger RNA, 1489 nt
Organism: Lagopus leucura (white-tailed ptarmigan)
Lineage: Eukaryota; Metazoa; Chordata; Aves; Galliformes; Phasianidae
Product: UDP-glucuronosyltransferase 1A1-like
Exons: 1
Molecular function (GO): UDP-glycosyltransferase activity
Source: RefSeq, a predicted model, not a curated record